Molecule: messenger RNA, 963 nt
Organism: Aureobasidium vineae
Lineage: Eukaryota; Fungi; Ascomycota; Dothideomycetes; Dothideales; Saccotheciaceae
Source: the annotation of a GenBank genome assembly
AUGGGCAUAUCGUCUUCCAAAUCAAGUACCAUUACCAUACGACGGAGUGCUGCUGACGCCGAGACUCCUGCUGCUGAAGAAGCUGCUGGAGAAGGAGAAGACGAGAAUGCCACAGUCAUUAUACUUGGUCCUCGAUGGGUGCGUGACAGAAAUACAGGACAACAAUAUGUCGAGAAGAACCGACGCAGAGCCGAUAUGCUCGAACGGCGUGGUGAAGUGACUCAUGCUCUACGGCAACAGGGAAAGCGAUUCUUUACCAGGCACAAAGACGGGACUAUGCAGAUGGACCCCAAAAGAGCAUCANGUUGGUGGGUUUUUAGUCGCUGCCUGAACGUUAUCAAUUCAGCUGCCAUUGGUUUUAUAGAGCUAUGUAUCCUUCAUCUACCCUAUCAAUUACCCUCGCCGCUCUCUCCAGAAGUCCUAAUGCAGUGUUCUUCGUCUUCCAACGUGGAAUCCAACCGCUACAACUCGGCACCUUCACAAGACGUCCGAAUGAGCAGACCAUCAAUAGGCAUCGAGGAAUUAUGGAACCUGACAUCUGCAAACAUCCAAGUAUUAGACGACCACCUACUAUCCACUCAUCCAACAUUUGAGACGCCACCUGACAGACAACAACCAUGGCUCCGGAUGGCCGUCUCCAAGAACACGGAUGGUACUUUUCAAGGCAUGCUCCUCGAACGUGGAACGCUCUUCGCCGAAACAAAACGCUGCCAAAGCCCGUACGAAGCAGUGCUGGAAAUUUUUGAGCACACGUCUUCGCUGGUUGCCAAAACGCUGGCGGGAGAAAUACAAGCGUUGAGGAUUGGAGGGCAGACGGAGGACAAGACGGUGAUAAGACUGGAUCUCAUGAGACGGAAACCUGGCGAAUGCUUUGAGAAUGUAUGCGACAAAUGGACAGACGAGAAGGGAAGAAGACGUUCAAGCGCUCAGGAGCUUGAGAAGGAUGUCAUAGGCGGGAUUUGA